This is a messenger RNA of Colletotrichum siamense, 1155 nucleotides long. RefSeq lists its product as uncharacterized. The coding region runs from base 1 to 1155 and encodes 384 amino acids. The transcript is spliced from 2 exons. NCBI's taxonomy places the organism in Eukaryota, Fungi, Ascomycota, Sordariomycetes, Glomerellales, Glomerellaceae. Gene Ontology annotation, biological process: polyketide metabolic process. The record is from RefSeq and is a predicted model, not a curated record.
AUGAAAACCCAUACUUCUGUUCUUAGCCUUUUGGCUGCGACUGUGUAUUUGACCGACGUCGCUUACGCCUGCGUGGGUGACAGUCAUCUGCAUAUGAGAAAUGUUGGAAGCAGCAGCUCUUUGGGAAAGCGUGCCGAGACGGAUUAUAUCGGAUGCGUUACUCCAGGACCUGUGAUUUGUGAGCUCAUUGGCACUUGUCCCUAUCCCAAUGCCUCCGCUGGGCCCUGGGACUCGUCCGCCAAUGUGCGACAAAUGCAAGUCACCGACGAUGCCUACAACUCGCUGGACUUCUCCAGAUUCAACCACCGGGAGGACACUAUCGUCUACAUGCCGGGAGGCCGAGAGUUUAAUAUGGUGCAGCAUGUUCAGGACCUGCAGAACACAUACGCAAGCUUCCCCAAUGUUGCAGUCACCAACCAUCCUUAUAAGGUGGCCUUUGGAGAGGGCAACUGGACCAUUACCAUGACCGAUGUCACCGGAACCAAUACUGGCCCAAUUCAGGCUCCAGAUGGAUGGCGGGGUCCGACCGGCCGCCACGUCAACUAUGAGUUCAUGACCGCGGCGUACUGGCAAGAAGGCAGAAUCGUCAUAGAGCACCUCUGGAUGGAUCUUGUUACCAUGGAGCGUCAGAUGGGCUUCUUCCCGUCCCCAAUCACCACAGAUGGAACUCAGUCGCUCACUUUGAGCCCUUAUACCAUACCCCUUGCGGUCAACCCAUUCGUCAACACCUCAGAAACGAACAAGGCGUCUCAUCGGAAGUUCGAGACGGCCUUGAACGACGGUCAAUUCAAUUCUGACAGCCUGAUGCUUUCCCCCAAUGUCACGAUCUUUACCUCUCGUGAGGACACUCCCAAUGGACUCAACAGCGACCAGUUCUUUGCGCUUGUCAGCCAGCUGCAGAAGUCAUUCUCGAACGUCCAUUUGUCCCCUCAGGGCAUUUUCGGAUCUGGCGAUUGGACUGCGUCAGUGGCUCGGCUCAGCGGCAACCUCACGAAUGCUUUGGCAGUUCCGGAGUACAUCUCCCCGACUCCAAUCGAUGCAACCAAUAAGGGCUUUGACUCUUGGUUCUACACGAUUGCACGAUGGCAGGAUGGCAAGAUCACACACUUGAAGUUCAUGGCCGAUGUGCUUGGCAUCCUCAGUCAAGUGCAAUAG